Messenger RNA from Brettanomyces nanus, 6528 nucleotides. RefSeq lists its product as uncharacterized. Gene Ontology annotation, cellular component: Golgi membrane; endoplasmic reticulum; Golgi stack. The transcript has a single exon. The record is from RefSeq and is a predicted model, not a curated record. Gene Ontology annotation, biological process: endoplasmic reticulum to Golgi vesicle-mediated transport; vesicle fusion with Golgi apparatus; transcytosis. Bases 1 to 6528 code for a protein of 2175 amino acids. Lineage: Eukaryota; Fungi; Ascomycota; Pichiomycetes; Pichiales; Pichiaceae.
AUGGAACUACUACAGAACUUGGUGAAGACAGCUGCAACAUCAACGAAAGAGGUUGAUGACUCGAUCACCACUUUGGUCGAUAGACUCUCUCAUUCGACCUUGAUCUCCGAUAGACGUGGUGCUAUCCUCUCCCUAAAGAGUUUCAGCAGACAAUACAGAGAGAUUGUUGUUGCCAAGGGUUUGAAGCACUUGGUGGCAAACUUACAUCGAGACUCAAUGGAUCCAGAUAUUGUUAAGGCUACAUUAGAGACACUAUUGAUCUUAUUUAUCCGAGGGGAGGGAGAUCAGGAUUUCACCAGAGAUUGGAUCAGCGAACAAUCACGUGUCAAGAACGGAAAGUACCCAUCUCCUACACUUUUAGGAAACAAGGUGAAGGCAGACCAAUUUUCUCUUUGGAUCGCGGAUGAAUUGACUCAAUCAGUUGAGAAUAUAGAGCUUCUGAUCGAUUUCUUAGAGAGCGAUGACCUGCAUAUCAGAAUAUAUGCCUUACAACUAUUACAAGCCUUAUGUACUACUAGACCUACUCGGACAAGGGAAUUGAUUCUCAAGUCCCCUACAGCUGUUUCCAGACUUUGUGUCACAUUAGAUGAGGUUUAUGAACCAAUACGAAAUGAGGCCAUUCUUCUUCUUAUGAGCGUGGCGAAAGAUAACUUUAAUAUCCAGAAAUUGGUUGUCUUUGAAAAUACAUUUGAUAAACUUUACCAGAUUAUUACCGAAGAAGGAGGCAUUGAGGGCAACAUUAUUGUUCAGGAUUGCCUUUCUUUGAUUGGAAACCUUCUCAGCUUCAAUUCUGUCAACCAGAAAUAUUUCCUGGAGACAAAUUGCAUGCCCAAUUUGGCCCAACUAAUACGUCAGCCUUUGACUCACAGUGUAUCUAGGCCUAUUGUAUGGAACGAGCAGAGAUUACAAAACUUGGCUACUGCUUUGGAUACAUGCCGUCUUUUUGUUCCAGAAGGAGCAGAACAGAUUCAGGACAAACAACGGGCCAUGGUUGAUUCAAAUAUUAUGCUGUCAACUUUGCAACUUGCUUUCAGUUUGAAUACUCCUAAUCAAAUAAGAGUGAAUGCUCUUCUUACCGUUGCAGAUAUUAUCAGAGGCAGCGAAGACGUUCAGGCUCAAUUCGCGCAGAUAGAUGUACCUUAUUUGGACCCCAGUUUACCUCCAUCGGCUCAAAAAUAUGGCGAACUUAUACCUGUCAUCAUUGCAUUACUAGAUUGGUGUCUUUACGUGAAUUCAGUACAUCUCUUUGAUCUACGUGCUGCCGCAUCUGUUGUGCUUAAAGCUUACUUCUGUGGCAACAAUACAGCCAAGAUGGUCUUUUUAAAAGACCAAGCGGUGGGUUUCCGAGAAAUGAAUGGCUUACCAGCAGUUCCUGACGAGGGAAAUACGGCAGAGGUAGAUGAAAAAGAAACAAAAGAGAUUAAAGAGUAUGAAGAUGCGUCGUAUGAGCAGGAUAAACCGAAUGAAGAAGCUGUUGAAACAUUAAAUGCCGUAUCCAAGGCUUCAGAUGAUAUUGUAACAUCUUUAGAGAGUGAAGACUUACAGGAUGGAAAUACUAAUGGUCAUGUAAAAGAUGAAGGCUUCUCUGAAUCAUCUUCUAACGGUAUUCCAACUUCAGAGAGUACUAGUACUGGAAGCGCUCCUCAAGGAAACAUCUUACAGGCUCUAGUAUAUGCUGAUGAGCGAGCUAAGUUGAAUCCAUAUAAGAUAUGGUUUUCUGCAGACUUGCUUAUGUACCUUUUUAGUGAGUUUGAGGCAGGAAAGAUAAUGGCUAUGAAAAUCACGAUUGGGGAUGGAGAUGCUGAUGAAGAUGUUAUCAGUAUUAUUGAUGCUAUAAGUCAAGCACUUUGUUCAUGCUUAAAAUUUUCAGAUCCUCGAGUCGCCAUUGGCUAUCUCAUGCUAUUGAUUUGCUGGGUAUGGGAAGACUACGAUGCUGUAGACAUGUUCUUGAAGGAUGCUUCCAGUUUAGAUCAACUUUUGGCAUAUCUUGUCGAUAGCUCACAGGAAAACUAUAUGGUUCCGGGAUUGGUAGCUACAUUUUUGGGCAGCGUCUAUGAGUUCACCAGAAAAGAAUCUCCAAUAUCUAGACAGAGGCUUUUCUCCAUUCUUAACAGCAGAAUUGGCGCAAACUCGUUUAGUUUGAAAGUUCAACAGUUCAUGAAUCUUCCUCAAGUAAAGCAGUUUUCACCUUCUGAGGACUCGCAGAGAAGAGACGAGACAGGAUUACCUCAAGUUUUUUUUGGAAGUAUAUUCAUCUCAAUGGUGAAAGAAAAUUACCCUAGAAUUAGAAGCUCAUUUGGUAAGAAUGCUGAAGUCGAACCUGUUAGAAAAUUGGAUUACAGUGCCUAUGAAGAAGUCCAAAAUGAGUAUGAAUCCGUCUUGCAGCAGUACGCCACCUUCAAAAAAGAAGCCACCUUCUUAGAAAAAAAGCAGACAGCGCAGAACCAUAAACUAACCGGCGACUACGAGGAACUAUGCGCUGCACACAAGGAAAUGGAAGAGAGGAUGAUCAAACUUCGAGAGGCCAAUGGUGAUCUGAACGCAAAGUUAAGCAGCAGCCUACAGGAAGUUGCUCAGCUAAAAGAAGUUCAGAGACAACUAGAGGCAGAGGCUACUGAGCUACAAAAGAACCUUCACGAGACCAAAACACAAAUGGAUAAGUUCAUGACCGAACAUGAAAGGCUCAAAGAUCAAUUCAGUAGUGUGAGUCAGCAAAAGGCAUCAGCUGAAAAUGGUAUCAAUAAGAUGAGCCGAGAGUUGAUGAACUUAACUAAGGAGAAAGGCAAUCAUGAGGAGAUAAUCAAGGCUUUGACGAAUGAUGUAAAAGUAUCGUCGAAUAAGAUAGCGAGUAUGGAAAAGAAGCUUGAAGAUGUAUUGACACAGAAGAAUGAAACGAUAGCUUCGCUGCAAAGGAAGAUCAAUGCCAUUCAAUCCGAGAGAGAGACUUCAAAUACGAAUUAUAAUGCGUUGAGUGAGUCCCUUCAAGAAAAUGGAGAACGCUUGAGACUCUCCGAGGAGAAAUCACGAGAAUACUUGGCUAAAAUUAGGCAAGCCGCCGAGUUAAUUCAAACCUUGAAGGAUCAGAAGGCUUCAUCAAAUAAAGAACGCGAGGAGCUGAAAGAGCAUACGGAUCAAGAACUGAAUUCAUUGAAAGAGCAGGUAGUGAAGCUCAGCAAAGAGAAUAAGGAAAUUUCAGAUGAAAAUGGUGUUCUGUCCAAAAAAUUGGAUUCUCUUCAGGAUGAGCUCACUUCAGCAUUUAAUGACUUUACUUCUUUGCAAGCAGAAUCGGGAAGAGAUAUUGAUGAACUUAAUAAUUCAGUUGAGCAGUUGACGGAUAAUCUCAAAGCUGCCGAGCAUAGAAAUAAGGAACUUGAGGAACAAAUCAAAGAGCUCAAAGUCACUCAGAAGGAGAUGAUGACUGCUAAAGAUGAGCGCACUCAAAAAUUAAAAGAGAAGUACGAAGGUUCGAUAAAGGAGUUGCAAACAAAGAAUACCGACGUGGAUAAGCGCUUCAAACUGAAACUGGAAGACUACAAGAAAUUAGAAGCUGCUAAAGAAAAUGCAGAGAAAUCUUUGGGAACUCUAUCUUCUAGUUUCGAGGAACAGCGUUCUCAACUAGAAAGUAAACUUUUAGACGUUACCAAAGAGCUUGAGAAGAGUAUUUUGAAGAUAAAAUCACUUGAGUCUGAACACGAGAAGGUGUCUGGAUCUAAGGAUGAGCAGGUGAAAAAGCUCUGGACAGAGGUUGCCAAUGUGUCCAAACAAUUAGAGAACAGCAAGGCUCAUAAUGUGUCUAUAGAAGAUAAACUAAAGUCUUCGAAGAUAAACGAUCAAGCAAAUGUUGCUGCAUUGGAAAAGAAAAUACUAGCGGUGAACUCAGAAAGAGAAAAUUUGAAGACGGAAUUAGACGAUGCGAAUACAUCAUUGAGGGAGAAGGACUUGAUCAACUCCAAAAUCCAAGAGAAAUAUGAUUUGCUGGAGAGAGAAAAAAAGACACAAGAGAGCGAUUUAGCUCGCAUCACUUUAGAGAAAGAAUCAAUUGGCAAAGAGAUGACUGAUCUCAAAGAUGCAAAGUUAUCUGAAAUGAUGAAACUUGAGGCCAAUAUUAGUGAUCUUGAUAUUGCUUUACGGCAAAGCAAAAAGGAUGAGAAGGAUUUAUCAAGCAGACUCGAAAUGCUUACGAAAUCAAAAAAGGAAGCGGAAGAGAAGGCUUCUCAGUCCUCAACAAAACUACUCUCUGCUACUAGCUCAUUAGAGCAUUGGAAGUUGGAUAAUGAAGAGCUUAGAUCUAAAUUAUCAUCCAAAGAAUCCAAAUUGGGGGUUGUUGAAAAUAAAUUGGCUUCUAUGUCUUCUUUAUUAGAAGAAAAUCAGAAGCAAAAAGACAUACUUGAAAAAGAUAUUAAUUCUCAGAAGUCCGACAAAAAGUCGGCUAUACUGGUUUUAGAGAAGAAGUUGAAGGAAUACGAGGCCCAAAAUGAAUUGCUAAAGAAGAACCUUGGAGAAAUAGAUGAAUCUUCGUCAAAAAAGAUUACAGAGAUGGAAGCUCAAGUGAAAUCAUUAGUUGCAUCGGUGUCCAAGACUAACAAGGAGAAGGAUUCCCUGCAAACUGCGAACGCUGCAGAGAUGGAGAGAUUAAAUGCAGAGUUGAAGGAGAAAGCAUUCAAUUGUGCAAGACUUGAAAGUGAGAAGUCAGAGCUUACUUUAGAUAAGGAGAAUCAGGUCGAAAACUUACUGAGACAGCUCGAAGAUAACAAAUUGCAGAUGUCUGAUGUCAAAAGUGAUUUGACUGAGUUGAAAGUGAGAUACUCCAGAGAAGUGGAUAAGCUCAAGCAAGAAAAGACGUCUAUAAGUAAGUCUGAAAAUGGUAAAACUGAAAUGAUUGAAAAACUGAGAAUUCAGACUGAACAGGGAUCCAAGGAUCUAAAGAACGCUUUACUAGCUCAGGAGCAGGCCGAGAAGAAUAUAGUUGACAAAGAAGGCUCAAUUGCAAGGCUUAAAGAGAAUAUCGAUAAUUUGAGUACGGAGUUGGUAAAGACCAAGGAAAAUGGAACGGAGAUAGCUCAAGCCAAAAAUAAGGCCGAAACGAAGCUCAAAGAAGAUCUCACAGCCUAUCAAGGGAAGAUCAGAUUACUCAAUACAGAAUUGGAGGAUAAAGUAAUUGCUCUUAAGAACAUGGAGGAGGCCGGAAGGCUACAAGCGGCUUCUGAGCUUGAGAAAGAAAACGAAUUGAGCGAUCUUUUAAAGAAAUCGCAAGAAGAGCAAACAUCUAAUAACAAUUUCAAGGAAGAGAUUACCGGUUUGAAGACUGAAUUGAAGCAAGUCACUUCUGAUCGUGAUAAAUUGCGAGAACAGGAAACAGAGUUACGACAAUCAUGCAAAGAAUCAAGGACACUCUUGAAUGAGAAGAAGCAGCUAAAUGAAAAGAUGAAAACGCUUUCGGAGAGUAAUGUGAAUGGAACAGCUAGAAUCAAUGAACUUGUGAAAAAUGUUUCUGAGUUAGAGCAGACUAUAAAGUCAUUGAGCGAUGGAGUCACUUCAAAGGAGAAAACAAUCACCACUCUUCUGACGCAGUCUUCUGACCUGCAAAACAAAUUGGAUGAAUCAGAAAAGGCCACAUUACAGAAAGGCCUUGAGCUCAAGAAAUUGAAUGGCACGUUAUUGGGAUCUAAAGAGCAGAUAUCGGUGCUUAAUAGUCAAAUGGAAGAUUUAAAGAUAUCAAAAGAAGCUGGUUCAAGGAGCAAUGAAAUCGUCCAACAAAAACUUAAGGGUGAGAAUGAAAGACUCGAGAAGAGUGCUAAAGAGAAAAGCAAAGAGAUAGAGAAGUACAGAUCAGAGCUGGACAAAUCCGGGGUUAUAAGAGAAGAACAUGGAAAGCUAAUCGAAGAGAAUAAGACAUUGAAAGAGAAAUUGUCAAAAAAUUCCUCUUCAAUAUCAAAGCAUGUGUCUCAAAAAGAGUCACUCAAGGAACUGAUUAAGAAACUACGCACAGAGAUAGUUGCAAAAACUAAAGCUAUCUCUGAAGCAGACUUCAAACGGAAGGAAGCAGAGCAAUCUUCAGAACAGUCCGGAGGUAGAGUCGAAGAACUUGCAAGCAGACUAACUGAAGUUGAGAAAUCGAAGUCAGAACUAAUGAGUAAGUUUGAGACCAAAGCAAAGAAGCAUGAAGAAGUACAGAAGCAAAAGGAGAAAGAAACAGUUACGAAAGUGGAAGAGUUGAAAUCCAUAAUAAAGGGACUUGAAGCACAGCUCGUUUUAAAUGAGAGAGAAAAAAGUGAAGCUCAAACCGAAAUUGGCCAACUUCGCAAGAGUGUAGAAGAUACCUCAGAGAAAAAAGCAUCUCAAGAACUUGAUGAUAUGAAGUUAAUAAUGCUUGAAUUGGACGAUGAGAAUGAUAAACUAAAGAGAAAAUUGAAGGACUUAGGGGAAGAAAUCUCAGAGGAUGAUGAUUCAGAGGAUGACGAAUCAGAUGAUGUCGAAUCAAAGGAUGAGGAGUCGGAGGAUAGGAAGGGAGAAGGAGAAGAUAAUUAA